AUGUUGCCGGCGAGGUUGCUCGCUUUCGCGCUGCUAUGCGCCUGCGCACACGCCGACAGUCGGGCCGCACCCGAAAACGAAUAUAGUGCUGACGAAAAAGACGAUAUUUUUUACGAGUUAAAAAGUCACGCUGUCACUAACAGCACACCUCGGAGUGAAACGAAUGGUUUUGGUUUUGAAAACGAUGGUUUAGUCAACGAUUUUGGUUUUUUGAACGCAGCGGCUGGUGGCUUGGAUACCAAUGAUAAUAUUAUUUAUAAAUUGAGUGAUGAGGCGUACUACGAAAUGCCGCGUCUGUUCCACCUGGACGAGUACGUGGGUUGCCUGGCGCUGCGGGGCUCCUACUGCCUCGGCAGCUUCGAGCUCUCCCCCAUUGGGUAUAGCCCCCUGUUCGACACCAUGCAGCGUUACUCAGCCAACUGGGUGGACAACUACAAUCAUACUCGCCUCCACCGAGGUCUUUGCCUGCAACGCAGCUGCCUACCGGCACCUGACCACCACUCAGCGCUGACGCUGCCGGCUCUUGAGGCAUGGUUUGCCUCGUGCGUUAACACGAGCACCAUGUCGGCGUACAACCUGUCAGCUCGCCUCUACCAGCUGGACUACUGCAGGCGAGGUCCUGAACGGUCAGUGCCCCUCAACGCGAACGAACGAGGGUUCGCUGUCCUCCUGGCCGUGAUCUUUGGACUCGCCACUAUAAGCACCGCUUUGGAUUUGACUUUGACUGACCAAGCUAAGAAGGGCUACGGCUGGGCCUUGUCCUGGUCUGUCAGAUCCUCGUGGAACUCGCUCACCGCCCCGCCGCCGCAGACGAGCGCGGUGGACUUGCGCGCCUUCGACGGGUUGCGCGUGCUCUGCAUGCUCUGCGUCAUCAUCGAGCACGUGUGCUGGCUCGGCACGCUGUCCUACAUCGCGGACACGCGCUCAUACGAACAGAUGCGCCGCGCUGGCGAAGUAAUCCUGAUGACGAACAGCACCCUGGUGGUGCAGAUCUUCUUCCUAAUGGCCAGCUUUCUGCUCGCUCACAAACUCCUCACGCAACGGCAGGACGCGUCAGCUGUCAGCACUUUCUUCAAAACUAUGAUCAAUAGGAUUAUCAGGAUUAGCCCCAGCUACUUCGUUGUGCUGUGGUUCGCGUCGUCGUGGUGGGAGCGGCUGGGCGGCGGCCCCCAGUGGAGCCCACAGGUGCGCGCCGAGGCGGCGGUGUGCCGACGCAAGUGGUGGACCCACCUGCUGUACCUCAACAACCUCGUGUACCCCGACGAGAAGUGCUUGAUACAGACCUGGUAUCUAGCAGCUGACAUGCAGCUGUACGCAGCGGCUUUAGCCCUGACGCUAGCGUUACGUGGACGUCGCGUAGCCGUGCCGGUGUUGGGCGCAUUGUUCCUGCUAUUAACCGUUAUAUGCCUGGUUGUGGCGUACGCGUGGCACCUGGUGCCCACGUACGUGGUGCAUCGACCCGAAUCGGUUAGGCUCGCAUAUAGCGGCGACGCGUCUUUCAAUGUGCUCUACCAGUCUCCCCUGGGCAACGCCACGGGUGCAUUGGCCGGGCUUUUGCUGGCCCACCUCCACCACGCCUUGACAAGGUCUUCGUUGCGCAUCGCUGACAACAAACUGUUCCGCUGGGCGUCAUUCACCGCUGCGCCGGCCGCGCUGUGGUGGGCCGCGCUGUCGCCUCUCACGCUGGGCGAGGGUCCUCCGGGCAGAGCCACUGCUGCGACGCUGGCCGCGCUCGAGCGACCCGUGUUCACGGUGCUAGUGGCGCUGGCAUUACUUGGCGCUAUGUAUGGCAUCGAAUCACCCUGGCGGACGUGGCUGUCUCACGGCGGAGCGGUGCUGGCACGGCUGUCGUUUGGAGCGCUGUUGUUGCAUCUGCCACUCAACAAGGGUCUGCUGGCUGCCAGACUAGCACCCGUUCAGCUCGACAGGCAGAACGCUAUUUUUGAAUGGUUCGGCGUAGCAGUAGUUUCGUACAUGGCUGCGCUGCCACUCGCGUUGCUGGUAGAAAUUCCUGCGCAGCGACUGUAUCGGGAGCUGACUGCGCUGCUAACCAAACCGGCGCCGGUGCCUAAGACUGGGAUGGAUAAGACUGAUAUGGGUCCCACACAAUGUAACAGGACAAAUAGCUGAUCGUUUAAGAAGAUAUUUAGGUCUAAGACUAGAUUUAUAUGGGCGAUACGUGCGUUUGGCUGACGAAAACGCCAUAGUAGAACAAGAUUUAGAUAGACGCCUAGAACUAAGUUGAAAAACUAAAACCGGAUCGACAAGGCAAGAGGGGUGUCAACCAGUGUCUCUCGCGACUUUUACUCUAGCUUGUACAAACGACUCUUGUUUGAUUGUGAAUUAGCACGCCAGGCGUUCUUGACUGAUGAGUCGUAAAUUACUACGCCGCUGCAGGUGCGUUUUAACCUUAGCUUAACUCUUUUAAAUAGUCUACUACCCUAGAUUAUCUGUUAUCAAUUCCGUAUAAAUUAUAUAACUUUGGAAUCCAUGCAUUGGAUACCACAGUUAUAUUAUGUGCAGUCCACAGAGAAAAACCGAUGUUUAUUAUCUGUCUCGAUAAAUUUUUGUUUAC
Pararge aegeria (speckled wood butterfly) is the source of this 2575-nucleotide messenger RNA. Its product is annotated as O-acyltransferase like protein-like. Bases 1 to 2130 code for a protein of 709 amino acids. The record is from RefSeq and is a predicted model, not a curated record. Lineage: Eukaryota; Metazoa; Arthropoda; Insecta; Lepidoptera; Nymphalidae. Gene Ontology annotation, molecular function: acyltransferase activity, transferring groups other than amino-acyl groups. The transcript has 12 exons.